UUUCCCCCUUUACUGUGCUCCCAGCCCAUCAUACUAUCAUAGAUUAUAGAUUUGCACACACUUGCAUAAAUAGACCCUUGCCAUCUGGUUUUUAUUUAUAUAAUAUACAUACACACUACAACGUGGGAUAAAUCAGUAAUAAAUAUUGCUAUAAAAUUGUCACGAUAAUAAUUAAAAAUGGGAAAAAAGGGUAAAUCAAAAGGUAAUGGUGGUGGUAGUCUUGGUCGUGCUUUAUUGAAAGAUCGUUUUGGUUCAGCAAGAUCUAAACAUCGUUCAAAGGAUCCAUCAAUGCUUCAUACUGCUGAUAUUAAUGAUGGCUAUGAUUGGAGCACAAAAUUAACAUCAGUUACUGAGCAAGAUUCAAUGAAUGAAUUUUUAGCAACAGCACAAUUAAAAGGUACUGAUUUUCAAGCUGAAAAAUUAAAUAUAAGAUAUGUUAAUCCACAAAGUAGAAUUGGAUUAUUAACUGAUGAUGAGAGAAAAUCACUUCAAGAACAACAUCGUUCAAAGCAAGAUUUACUAAAAAUACCAAGAAGACCAAAAUGGGAUGCAGAUACAACAGCUUAUCAAUUAAAAACAAAUGAAGAUUUAUCAUUUGCCAAAUGGCGGGCUGAAUUAAAUAUUCUUCAAGAAGUUGAAAAUUUAACAUUAACACCAUAUGAAAAAAAUCUUGAAUUUUGGCGACAAUUAUGGAGAGUAGUUGAACGUAGUGAUGUUAUUGUUCAAAUUGUUGAUGCAAGAAAUCCACUAUUAUUUCGUUGUGAGGAUUUAGAAAAAUAUGUCAAAGAAGUUGAUGAUACAAAAACAAAUUUAAUACUUGUUAAUAAAUCUGAUUUUUUGACUGAAGAACAGAGACAAAUUUGGGCUAAUUAUUUUACUGAAAUUGGUGUUCAAGUUGCAUUUUUUUCUGCUCUUGAUACAACUGAAGAAGAUGAAAAAACUAUAAAAGAACAAGAUGAAGAUGAAGAAGAAGAAGAAGAUGAUGAUGAUGAUGAUGAUGAUGAUGAUGAAGAUGAUGAAUCAGAAAGUGAAGAUUCUGAUAGUAAAUAUGAAAGUGCUGAAGAAAAUGUAGAUGAGAAAGAAGAUGAAAAAAAAAAUAAUGAUCAUGUUGUUGUUGAUAAUGAUGGUGAUGAUGAUAAAGAAAAAGAAAAAGAAAAAGAUGAAUCAAUUGGAAAAUUUGAACACAAUUCACCAGAAAUAUUAUCAAGAACUCGUCUUAUUGAAUUUUUUAAAUCAAUGGGAACAAAUAGAAAUACAUAUACACCAGGUGUUACAACAAUUGGUCUUGUUGGUUAUCCAAAUGUCGGUAAAAGUUCAACAAUAAAUGCAAUAUUUACUGAAAAAAAAGUAUCUGUAUCAGCAACACCAGGAAAAACAAAACAUUUUCAAACAUUAUUUGUUGAUAAAGAAUUGUUACUUUGUGAUUGUCCUGGUUUAGUAAUGCCAAGUUUUGUUUGUACAAAAGCUGAAAUGGUAUUAAAUGGUAUAUUGCCAAUUGAUCAGCUGAGAGAUCAUGUACCAUCUGUAACACUAUUGGGUACAUUGAUACCACGUCAUAUUCUUGAGGAUGUAUAUGGUAUUAUGUUGCCAAUGCCAUUAGAUGGUGAGGAUCAAAAUCGUCCACCAACAUCAGAAGAAAUAUUAAAUACAUGGGGAUAUAAUCGUGGUUUUAUGACACAAAAUGGACAACCAGAUAAUCCAAGAUCAGCAAGAUAUGUUUUAAAAGAUUUUGUCAAUGGUAAAUUAUUGUAUGCUGUUGCUCCACCUAAUUAUGAUCAAAAUAAAUAUCAUACAUUUCCACCAAGACAUAAAACAGUAUCUGAAAAACAUGUUUUACCAGCUCGACAAUUGAGAGCAAAUCGUGGUGUUGUCUACACAAAUGAAGACAUGAAUCGUAAUUUUUUCCAUUCAAAUACUAGUGGAAUACAUGUCAGAGGUAAAAUACCAGCAAAUUUGAAUAUGAAAGCCACUGAUGGUCUUUAUGCAGAAUGGGGAGAAAAGAAAGUAAAGUUAAGAUAUGAAAGGAAACAAAAUAAUAUAAAAUCACGAAAACGUAAUGCUCAUUUGGAUCAACAUUAGUUGAAAUAAUAUUUACCUAAAAUUUUUUUCUUUUUUUUUUUCUAUUGUUUUUUGAAAUAACUAUGUAUAUGUAUAUCCAUAACUUUUACUUUUAAUUAUUAAAAAUUUCUUUAAUAAUAAUAAUU
Messenger RNA from Aphidius gifuensis, 2204 nucleotides. RefSeq names its product large subunit GTPase 1 homolog (gene Ns3). NCBI's taxonomy places the organism in Eukaryota, Metazoa, Arthropoda, Insecta, Hymenoptera, Braconidae. Gene Ontology annotation, cellular component: cytosol. The transcript is spliced from 2 exons. Bases 178 to 2079 code for a protein of 633 amino acids. Gene Ontology annotation, biological process: ribosomal subunit export from nucleus. The record is from RefSeq and is a predicted model, not a curated record. Gene Ontology annotation, molecular function: GTPase activity; GTP binding.